Punica granatum (pomegranate) is the source of this 2031-nucleotide messenger RNA. NCBI's taxonomy places the organism in Eukaryota, Viridiplantae, Streptophyta, Magnoliopsida, Myrtales, Lythraceae. The record is from RefSeq and is a predicted model, not a curated record.
UGGCCAUUCUUCUUCUUCAGUACCCCCCUUCCCUUCCCUUCCGUUCCCUUCUCCUCCUUCCCUCCCUGUGUCAAAAUCUAGAGAGAGAAACACCCCAACUCAAAGCUAGAGAAAGAAGGAGGGGGGAGAGAGAGAGAGAGAGAGAGAGAGAGGUUCAAUCGAGAGCAAGCCGUAAUUUCAAUGUCCCAACCGAAGCAGAGGCGGAAGUUCCCGACCAUCGCCGAGUGCACCGGCUCGGCCUACGAGUCGAUUGCUGCGGAUCUCGACGGGACGCUCCUGUUGUCCAGCAGCUCGUUCCCGUACUUCAUGCUGGUGGCCAUCGAAGCAGGGAGCCUCCUCCGCGGCCUCAUCCUGCUCCUCUCCGUGCCAAUCAUUAUUGUCUCCUACUUCUUCAUCUCUGAAUCAUUCGGCAUUCAGAUCCUCAUCUUCAUCUCUUUCGCCGGCCUCAAAGUCCGUGACAUCGAGCUCGCGUCUCGCGCUGUCCUUCCCAGGUUUUAUGCUGCCGAUGUGAGAUCGGACAGCUUCGAAGUGUUCGAUAAGUGCAAGAGGAAGGUGGUGGUGACGGCGAACCCCACCAUCAUGGUGGAGCCGUUCGUGAAGGACUUCCUGGGCGGAGACCAGGUUUUGGGGACGGAGAUCGAGGUGGACCUGAGGACUAAGAAGGCCACGGGCUUCGUAAAGAAGCCCGGCGUGUUAGUCGGGAAACGGAAGCGUCUCGCCAUCGUGAAGGAAUUUGGUGAAGAAGCAGUGCCUGAUCUCGGGAUCGGGGAUCGCGAAACUGAUCACGAUUUCAUGGCCAUUUGCAAGGAAGGCUACAUGGUGCAGAAGAGCAAGUCGGCGACUCGGGCCCCUCUGGACCGGCUGAAGAGCCGAAUCAUCUUCCACGACGGUCGUCUCGUUCAGCGUCCCGACCCACUCAACGCCCUCAUCACCUACCUUUGGCUCCCCUUUGGCUUCGCCCUCUCCAUCCUUCGCGUCUACUUCAACCUUCCCCUCCCCGAGCGUAUUGUCCGCUACACUUACGAGCUCCUCGGUAUCCACCUCGUCAUCCGUGGCCGCCGCCCCCCUCCCCCCUCCCCCGGCACCCCUGGUAACCUCUACGUCUGCAACCACCGCACUGCUCUCGACCCCAUUAUCAUCUCCAUUGCCCUCGGCCGCAAGGUCUCCUGCGUCACCUACAGUGUCAGCAAGCUCUCCCGUUUCCUCUCCCCCAUCCCUGCGGUCGCCCUCACGCGCGAUCGCGAGGCUGAUGCUGCCCGUAUCCGCUCCCUCCUCGAGAAGGGCGACCUGGUGGUCUGUCCCGAGGGGACCACCUGUCGGGAGCCUUUCCUCCUACGUUUCAGUGCGCUGUUUGCCGAGCUCAGCGACAGGAUUGUUCCCGUCGCAAUGAACUGCAAGCAGAGCAUGUUCCACGGGACCACGGUCCGUGGAGUCAAGUUCUGGGACCCCUACUUCUUCUUCAUGAACCCCAGGCCAAUCUACGAGGCCACGUUCCUCGACAGGAUCCCUGAGGAGAUGACGUGCAAGGCAGGUGGCAAGUCACCGAUCGAAGUGGCCAAUUAUGUGCAGAAGGUGCUCGGCGAUGUGCUUGGGUUUGAGCGCACGUCGCUGACCCGGAAGGACAAGUACCUGCUGCUCGGGGGCAAUGAUGGGAAGGUUGAGUCCAUGUACAGUGCGAAGAAAGGUUGAUCUCGCUGCUGGGCCGAUGGUAAUCCUUGGAAUUAUAUCCGAGGUUGGUUUAUUAUUAUAUAAGGAUCUGCCUUGAUAUGGGAUGGUACGGUAAAGGUAGCUAGCUGGGUUACUGGGUACUUGUUUGAUGAUGGACUAUCGAUUGGUCAUGGUGGGAGAGUGAGAAGCCAAAGCGUGCAGAACUGAUCGCCCUGAGUUUGAGCUCGUUACAGUUUCCGAUUUAAUGUUAUAGUGAUUCUCGAAUAAUCCAACAAUCUCACAACUUCAUCUGUCCCAUUAAGAGCGCAACGAACACGGAUAUUCUUCUUCUUGUUCUUAUAUAUGCAAUCCUUUCUUUUAUCA